Molecule: messenger RNA, 1427 nt
Organism: Solea senegalensis (Senegalese sole)
Lineage: Eukaryota; Metazoa; Chordata; Actinopteri; Pleuronectiformes; Soleidae
Gene: atp6v0cb
Product: ATPase H+ transporting V0 subunit cb
Exons: 3
Coding region: 210-671 (153 amino acids)
Biological process (GO): proton transmembrane transport
Cellular component (GO): proton-transporting V-type ATPase, V0 domain
Molecular function (GO): proton-transporting ATPase activity, rotational mechanism
Source: RefSeq, a predicted model, not a curated record
AGGUGACAUUUUCCGCCUCGCCAUUUUGUCCUGUGCCGGGUAUUUAUCGGAGGAGUCGUGACAAGCCCGUUUACACUGUUAGUUAGGUGGUUAGUCUGCACUCGCUAUACCAGAGGCUACAUUUCUAGACCGUGGUCUGUCGUAGGUUUUCAUCCACCGCUAAUAACUCAUUUUGUAUAUUUAUUUUAUUUUUGUACCAAAGAGGAAGAAUGGCGACCCAAGCCCCCGAAUAUUCUCCGUUCUUCGCAGUGAUGGGUGCCUCUGCGGCGAUGGUGUUCAGCGCACUGGGAGCUGCCUAUGGCACAGCUAAGAGUGGUACAGGAAUUGCCGCCAUGUCUGUGAUGAGGCCAGAGCUCAUCAUGAAGUCCAUCAUCCCUGUGGUCAUGGCGGGAAUCAUAGCCAUCUAUGGCCUGGUAGUAGCAGUGCUGAUUGCCAACAACAUCUCAGAGAAUGUGUCUCUCUACAAGAGUUUCCUUCACCUGGGUGCUGGGCUGAGUGUGGGCCUCAGUGGACUGGCAGCAGGCUUUGCAAUCGGCAUCGUGGGCGACGCAGGCGUGAGGGGCACAGCUCAGCAGCCAAGGCUUUUUGUGGGCAUGAUUCUCAUCUUAAUUUUUGCUGAGGUCCUGGGUCUUUAUGGGCUCAUUGUUGCCCUUAUUCUCUCCACAAAAUAAACACCCAAAAAUAUUUCCACUACAAGAUCUGUUCUUCAUGUCGCUACUUGAAACGUGGAAAAUAUUGAAAUGUUUCUGCCACAUAAGAUGAAGGAAGUGAGGGUGGGGAAAGCAGUUAAUUAAAUGGCUCUAUAAAUAUGGUCUUAUCUCAACAAUGUGUACAAUUGUUCCUAUUUGAUAGUCAACUCGUCGAUGUACAAUGUAGUGAUUUGUGUGCGUGUUUCAAAACUGUAUGAAGAUUUUAUUCCCCUCCACUCAUUUCUGGUCAUGAUGCCUGGCAUCCACUAGUUCACCAAAGGCCACACAACGUUCUCUUUCCACACUGAUGUUGGAGGCAACACCAUGUCAUCAUUAAUGUUGAGGAUAUAUUUGUAAAGAGAAAUGUGUAUGGACUUAAGACGUUUUGUUUUCCCCCCACUGAUUUUUAUUUAUAAGAAAAUGUUGAUUGAACUGUUGAAUGCAGCAAUAGUCUUUACCUCCCCUGGAUAUAAUACACAUGAAUCUACAGACAUUUAUUUAUCUAUGUAGAUAGAUUUAAUGCACUGUGGCUUAAUUGUUUCUAAGUGAUUGGAUUCCUCUGGAUGUCAUUCUUGAUUUCAUAAUAAGAUUGCCUUUAGUAUGUUGCUGGUGGAGUGGGAGUUUAGUGUGUAGCUGUAUUCUAAUCAUUAUGCAAACUUCAAUGUUUUCCUGUUGUACAGCUGUUUGCAUUAAAGGUAUGUGUGUCCCAUGUUGGGUCUCACAAGUGUAAUUUCCAAA